Messenger RNA from Chara braunii, 1906 nucleotides. The record is from the annotation of a GenBank genome assembly. NCBI's taxonomy places the organism in Eukaryota, Viridiplantae, Streptophyta, Charophyceae, Charales, Characeae.
CAGGUCCUAUCUAGCCUAUACUACGAAGCAGAAUGAUGACAUCAACAGCGUUCCCGAAGUACGAGCAUAUGGCGACCAAUGUCGCACGCUUCAGCACCAGGAACAGGAGGGGGCGAAGGUACGAAAAGAGAAAACAGCAGGAGGGGCCAGGAGGAGGCGGGGGAUGACGGAGGAGAGAGGGAGGCAGAGGCGCGGCGGGGGCGGAGGGAGGCAGGGGAGGGGAGAGGGAGGAAGGGGACUGGGAGGAAGGGGAGGGAAGGAAGGGGAGGAAGGGGAGGAAGGGGAGGAGAAGGGGGGGAGAAAGGGGGGAGGAAAGGGCAGGAGACGAAGGGGGAGGAAGGGCAGGGGAGGCAGAGAGACCCAGGAGAAGGGGAAGCGAGUCACGAGCAGAGAGAGGAGGAGAGGAGGAAGAGGAAACAGGAAACUCGGACGCGUCACGAGAAGAGGCAGAAGAGGGAGGAAGAGAGGUGGAAGGGACAAAAAGAAGAGGCAGAAGCGAUAGAAGAGGAGGCAACCGGAAAAGGAGGAAGAACAAGAGGACACAGGAGGAAAAACAGGAGAAAAGACUGGAGGAAACACAGGAGGACAUGUAGGAGGAAAGGCAGGAAGAAGAGAGGACCGAAACAGGACGAGAAGGCAGGACGGGACGCAGAGCUGGAGGCACGAUGGAGGCAGAGCGAGACGCAGGAAGAGGUGGGAAGAGGAGCCAGAGGGAGAAGGAAGGAGGGUGAGGCAGGAGGAGGAGGCAGGAAGAAGAGGCAGAAGCGGGAGGCAGUACGAGUUAGGAGGAAGGAGCAGAAGGCAGGAGGAGGCAGGAGGAGGCAAACACAAGGAGGCCGAGGUCGAAGGAGAUGGCAAAAGCCAAGAGAAGGCUGCAGGCCGCAGGACAGAAGGAAAGACAACAGGAGGGAGCAGGAGGGAGCAGGAGGGAGAAAGAGGGAGAAAGAGGGAGAAAGAGGGAGAAAGAGGGAGAAAGAGGGAGAAAGAGGGAGAAAGAGGUUCCAGAAAGAAGCAGAAGGGAGCAAGACGCAGCAGGACGCGGCAGAAGGCAGCGGGCGGCAGGAGGCAGCGGGAGGGCUCAGGAGGCAGAACGGGGCAGCAGGAGGCAGCAGGAGGCAGCAGGAGAGGCAGCAGGAGAGGCAGCAGGAGAGCUUAGGAGGCAGCACGGAGGCAGCGGGAGGCAGCGAGACGCAGCGAGAGGCAGGAGGAGGCAGGAGGAGGCAGGAGGAGGCAGGAGGAGGCAGGAGGAGGCAGGAGGAGGCAGCGGGAGGCAGGAGGGGCAGAAGUGAGCAGGAGGAAGUAGGAGGGGGCAGGAGGAAGGUGAAAGGCAGGAUGGCAGGAGGGGAAAGGAGCGGAAGCCUAAGGAGGCCUGAGAAGAAGGCAGGAGAAUGCAGAGAGGAGGACAUAGUAGGACUCAGGAAAACGCAAGGGGAGAGGAGGCACGAGGAGAAGGUAGUGGGCGGAGUAGAAAGCAGUGGACCGGAGGAGAGGGUGGUGGGGAGGAGGAGAAAGGACUGGGCAGGAGGAGGAGACACACUAGGCAGGGGGAGAGGGGAGGGUGACGCAGGAAGGGGAGCAGAAGCAGCUAACGCAAGGAGGAAAGGAGAACGAGAUCUCGAGAGAUGAAAGAGAAAGGAAAACGUAGGGAACGGAGAAGAGAGGGGAAAGCAGAAAAUAGGAGCAAGGAAGGAGAAGGGAAGAGGAGCAAGGAGAAGGAAAGAGGAGAAAGAAGGAGCCAGGAGAUGGAGGGAGAAGGACGGAGGAGAUACAGGAACGAGGAGAUGGCGGAGCGAGGAGAAAGGAGAGGCGAGGAGACAAGAGGACAAGGAAACGAAAGAAGAAGAAGCAGGAAGGAGGAUCAAAGAGGCAUAAUGAUGAAGAAGCAGAAGCAGCGUAACACGAAAAG